CCCUGCUAGCCCUUCUUUUUUAUUCUUGAACCGAGACAGCACACCUACGAGUCCUCUGAAGCUAAAUACAACUUCGUGCCGUGACCAUCAGAAAACCAGUUCUUGAUCUCUUCCUCCGAAAUUUCUACCUGGGAACAAGAGCAAUGUGCUCGGAGACGUGUGUGACUCGCGCGUUGAGCUUCCUUGAUCUCCCCCGGAAGGGCAAGGAGGGCGUAGAAAUACAAAAUGCGGAAUCGGGAUCCUCGUUCCGUUCGAGCUCGAACCGCGAGUUCGAGUUCGGCAUCGGCGACGGCGGGCUCGAGCACGCGUCUUCUUCGGCGGACGAGCUUUUCGCUAACGGCAUGAUCCUUCCAUUUCAGAUACAGAGCGAAAGUCUGGCGGCAAAAAGGGUCCCCAGAAGUGAAGCUGAAGCAGCAGGUCCUCUCCCUUUCCUCAUUUCUAUUCCUAGUCCCCCGACGUGGGACGACGACGACGACGACGACAAGAAGGCGGAGAGAACAGAGAAGAUUGCAUUGAUACCAUCAAGAUCAGGAUCAGAUCAAGAGAAGGUUCAAUCUUGGUCUUUUUGGGGAUUCAGGAGAAGCACUAGUCUCGGCUCUGAUAAUUGUUCCACCAAGAAGGGUUCAGUUUUCCCAUCACAACUCCUGUCAAGAAGCAGGUCAACAGGUUCUUCACAUAGAAGACAAGCUAGUCGGAUUCCCAAACCUCCGCAUCUACCAUCCUCUCAUUCGUCGUCGAUGUCGAGUCUCGCGGCGAAAAGGGCUUCCAAAAGCGAAUCCGAAGCGGCGGCGCCUCUCCCUUUCCUCACUCCUCUUCCUAGUCCCACGACAUGCGGCGGUGAUGACAAGAAGAUAGAGAGAACAGAGGAGAUCGCAUCUACACCAUCAAGAUCGGCAUCAGAUCAAGAAAAGCUUCAGUCCUGGUCUUUCUGGGGAAUCAGGAGAAGCACUAGUCUCAACUCCGGCGAUCGUUGCACCAGCAAGAGCUCGGUUUUCCCAUCACAACUCCUGUCAAGAAGCAAGUCAACAGGUUGGGUGCCGGCUCCGAGAAGAUCGUCUUCCCACAGAAGACAAGCUAGUCACAUUCCCAAACCUUCGCAUUCCUCGUCGACGACGACGUCUCAUUCUUAUCCGUGGCUCCAAAAGACUCCGUCGAAGAAGAAUCACGGGCUCGGAGCGUCGCACGGGAGCACGGUUCAAGUCAGUCCGGUGCUGAACUUGCCAACCGCAUGCAUUUCCCAGGGGGCCGCGAAUCUCUUUUGUUUGGGUUGUUUCACGGUCAAGGAGAAGUAAGAACAAAACACGGUCGAUUCCCCUGUUUCCUGAUCUCUGUCAUGUUUAUCACAAGUUAGAUUUUAUCUCAUUCUCGUU
Messenger RNA from Syzygium oleosum, 1370 nucleotides. RefSeq lists its product as uncharacterized. Bases 144 to 1292 code for a protein of 382 amino acids. The record is from RefSeq and is a predicted model, not a curated record. NCBI's taxonomy places the organism in Eukaryota, Viridiplantae, Streptophyta, Magnoliopsida, Myrtales, Myrtaceae. The transcript has a single exon.